AAAGGAAAAAAAAUCGAGUCUUUGCACUAGAACGUGUGCGAAGUGCAAAGUGCUAAAACCCCCUCGUGCGGUGACCCAACAACAAAAUGGCGGAGAACUUGCUGACGCUGCGCAGUUCCCAGUCUUCUCUCCUCUUCCACCAUCAAGAGCCCACCUUCCUCUCCUCUUCCCUGCGACGACACCCUCAAGGUCGCCGAUCUCGCCUCCGAUUCUCGCUCCCCGGGAAACCCGUUUGCUGCAACCUGACCGCGAGGCCGAAUCGCGCCGUGGGUCGUCUCGGAGCUCCUCCCGGGGUUCUGUCCGCGGACUCCACAGCUCCCGCGGCCGUGCUCACCGUUGACCCCGAGGGGAAGGUCGUGGGCGUCGAGCCGGACGCGGCCGGCGGCGGCGGGUUCGGCGAUUUGGGCGGCGGCGGCGGAGGCGGCGGGGGAGGGGGAGGAGGCGGCGGCGGUGGUGAGGGCGAAGGGGAAGGCGGGGAGGAGGCGGAGGACGGUAGCGAGAGGAAGCCGGGGAUGUCGAUGUCGCAGAAGUUGACCCUGGGCUACGCCGCCCUCGUCGGAGUGGGUGGAGUCAUGGGAUAUAUGAAGAGUGGAAGUCAGAAGUCUCUUGCUGCUGGAGGUUUGUCAGCUGCAGGAUUGUACUAUGUCUACACUCAGCUUCCGACUAAUCCAGUUCUUGCAUCUUCUAUUGGGCUGGGUAUAUCAGCUGCCCUUCUAGCAGUCAUGGGCUCUCGCUUUAAGAAAUCAGGGAAGAUAUUUCCAGCAGGUGUAGUAUCCGUGGUCUCUCUGGUUAUGACUGGAGGCUACCUGCAUGGAAUUAUGCGGAGUGCUCACUAAGAUCAUUAUAUGUCCAGUUGAAAUGGCCGUCUGUCCCCUCUUCGUUUGUUUGCUGAGUUAAAAAGGAAAGCAGGAACUGUGUCUCAUAGCUAGUGCAUCCGAUAUGGGUUACUGUCGAGACCCUUAUCACUGCUACAUACUUCAGUAGUCCUUUUCUCUUGUUUCUCUUAUUGUUUCUUUUCUCAGACUUAUCAUGGUUAGUCUGCCUUCUAUGGUCAGUUGUCCUUGGUUGUUUUAACGAGAACAGUGCUGUGGCAGAUCGGAGUAAUGUUUUUCUUGUGAAAAUUGUGAGUCUCUGAACCUUCUGUAAAUGCGUUUGCUGCACCAUGUCUUGUUUCCAGGCAUUCGUGCCUCUAUUUUGUUGUCAAGCAGGGAUUUCAUAUUUGAAGA
Eucalyptus grandis is the source of this 1226-nucleotide messenger RNA. RefSeq names its product protein FATTY ACID EXPORT 2, chloroplastic. The transcript has 3 exons. The coding region runs from base 87 to 836 and encodes 249 amino acids. Gene Ontology annotation, cellular component: membrane. Lineage: Eukaryota; Viridiplantae; Streptophyta; Magnoliopsida; Myrtales; Myrtaceae. The record is from RefSeq and is a predicted model, not a curated record.